GACACUAACUGAACAGCCGGGGUAUAGAAUGUCUGCUUCUUAUUUCUUAUUCUCAAAAAGAAAAAAAAAAAGAAAAAAUGGUAUCUCUACCACAUAUUACGGCGAUUUCACCCAACCGGUCUCUCCUCCGCUCAUUUAACCGGCCGGUUUACACUCGCCGCCAUGACCAACGCAAAGAGAGGACGACGAUGUCUUUAUCAUCGUCCCUGACGACGGCGAAGCGAGUGGUUCUGGUGAGGCACGGGCAGAGCACGUGGAACGAAGAAGGUAGGAUCCAAGGGAGCUCCGACUUCUCCGUCUUGACGAACAAAGGCGAGUCUCAAGCCGACAUUUCUCGCCAGAUGCUCAUCGAAGACUCCUUCGAUGUCUGCUUCACCAGUCCAUUGAAGAGAUCAAAGAAAACAGCUGAGAUCAUAUGGGGAAGUCGUGAAGCUGAGAUGAUAUUCAAUUACGAUCUCAGAGAAAUCGAUCUUUACUCUUUUCAAGGUCUACUUAAGAAAGAAGGUAAAUCAAAGUUUGGUGAAGCCUUUAGGCAAUGGCAAGAAGAUCCUGCGAACUUCGUAAUCGAUGGACAUUAUCCUGUAAGAGAGUUGUGGUCACGUGCUCGAAGCUGCUGGAACGGUGUUCUUGCUCAUGAGAGCAACUCUGUUCUUGUUGUUGCUCAUAAUGCUGUUAACCAGGCUCUUGUGUCUACAGCCAUUGGUCUUGGAACAGAGUAUUUUAGGAGGCUGUUGCAGAGCAAUUGCGGUGUAAGUGUACUGGAUUUUACACCAAGAGCUGACGGUGGAUCUCCUCAUGUGUGUCUUAAUCGGCUAAAUCAGACACCUAGUUCGCCUUUAGCUGGUGGAAGUUCUGGUGGGAAGAAAGCUAGUAAGCAGAUCAUACUUGUCUGUCAUGGUCAGAGUGAUAAUGAGCAGGCUAGUACUAAUGAUCAGCCAAUGAACAUGCUUGGUGUGAUACAGUCGCAGAAAACCGCAGAGCUUCUUCUUGAUCUAAGGGUUACUUCAAUAGUCUGUAGCUCCACAACAGCCUCCAUUGAGGCUGCUGGAGUUAUAUCCCGGGUGCAAGAAGCUGCGGGUUGUUUAGGUGUAGAUAGUGUACCUCGCUAUGUAAACACGAAACAAAUGAAUGAGCUUGAUGUUGAGGACGUAAUUCUCAAAUCCAAUAAGGACACCCAACGUGGUUGGCUAAGUCAGUUGGACGAAGAAACGGUUUCAACUCUAUGGAACAGAUCCAAGAAAGCCUGGAAAUCACUCUUAGACAAACUAUCGAACGAGGACACAGGAGAUGCGAUGGUGGUGGUUGGUUCCUCAGUGGCUCACAUAUCACUCAUAGCACAAUGCCUUAACCUGGAGAAAAAAUGUCCCGGGUUGUUCCACCUAGACGCAGGCAGCAUUAGCGUCAUAGAUUUUCCGGAUGGUCCUAUCCAAAGAGGAGUGAUCCGUUGCACAAACUACACUGCUCAUCUUGGAAGAUGGUCUGUCCCCAUCACAAGACCUGUCUGAAGAGUGAACAGUUUCUUUGUAUCUCACAAGUUUUAGUCACUUAUUAUUACAUAAAAACAGUUUGUAAAAUCCGACAACACCGUCCCUUACAAGUCCUUUUUUUUGAUAAAAUUAAAAAGGCUGCUGGGAACCCAAUCAAUAUAAUUAGUACUUCCAAA
Messenger RNA from Brassica oleracea var. oleracea, 1663 nucleotides. Its product is annotated as probable 2-carboxy-D-arabinitol-1-phosphatase. NCBI's taxonomy places the organism in Eukaryota, Viridiplantae, Streptophyta, Magnoliopsida, Brassicales, Brassicaceae. The transcript is spliced from 9 exons. The record is from RefSeq and is a predicted model, not a curated record. Gene Ontology annotation, molecular function: phosphatase activity. The coding region runs from base 78 to 1505 and encodes 475 amino acids.